Medicago truncatula (barrel medic) is the source of this 327-nucleotide messenger RNA. RefSeq lists its product as uncharacterized. The record is from RefSeq and is a predicted model, not a curated record. The coding region runs from base 1 to 327 and encodes 108 amino acids. The transcript is spliced from 2 exons. Lineage: Eukaryota; Viridiplantae; Streptophyta; Magnoliopsida; Fabales; Fabaceae.
AUGUGGGAUGCGUUGAGCGAUUGGCGGAACAAGUUUUCGUUUGUUGAUGGAAGAAUGGAAGUCCCUGAUGAAGAUGAUCUCAAUCAGAAGGAAUGGGAACGAUGCAACAACCUUGUUCACUCUUGGAUAAUGAACUCAGUUUCAGAUUCAAUCGCACAAGGUAUUGUGUUCUUUGAGAACGUUGUUGAUGUGUGGUGCGAUCUGAAAGAACAAUUCUCUAAAGCUGAGAAUCCAAAACUCAGGCAAGAAUCCAAAACUGUAACUGAUUACUUUGGUUUAUCUACCUCUGGCUGGCUUGAAUAUCAAUUAGUUGCUUGGAAACUAUGA